Xiphophorus maculatus (southern platyfish) is the source of this 4482-nucleotide messenger RNA. RefSeq lists its product as uncharacterized. The coding region runs from base 122 to 2062 and encodes 646 amino acids. The transcript has 7 exons. The record is from RefSeq and is a predicted model, not a curated record. Gene Ontology annotation, molecular function: protein binding. NCBI's taxonomy places the organism in Eukaryota, Metazoa, Chordata, Actinopteri, Cyprinodontiformes, Poeciliidae.
AUGGUUAUUCGUCUCUGCUGAUUUCUUUCAAUCUUCAGGGGAGAAGUUGUCCCAGGACAGGUGUCUCACCCGGGAAAAAACCCGCUGGUUUCUCCGGAAAACAUGACCUCUCCGGACCAAGAUGUGGACUAAGCUCAUUUUUGUUGCCCUUUCUCUUCUGCGCUGCGCAGUCUCCUCCUCUCCUCCAAAACCGAUUAAUGUCAGCUUCUCUUCCGUGAACCUGAGGAAUGUUCUGCACUGGUUUCCAGGAAAUGGCACACCAGAAGGCACACUCUUUACUGUGCAAUAUGCCAUCUACGGAAACCCCAGGGAGGUCAGAAAAGGAAAACGGGAGCACUGGAGAGCAGUGGACCAGUGCACCAAGAUCAUACGGACUUGGUGCGAUCUGAGUGCUGAGACGCGGGAUGAGGAAGAAAGAUACUACGCCAGAGUUCGCGCAUUGGGAAGAAAUUCAUCUUCAAAAUGGACUGAGACAAACAAAAGAUUUGAUCCAAAGUCAGAGACAAUUUUAGGCCCUCCACUGGUUUCUGUGGAAAUAGAGAACAACAGUGCAGUUGUCACUAUAAAUGGGCCGGUGAGGUAUUCACCAAACAACCACACCCCAGCGCUUACCAUGAAAACGAUCUACCAUCGCAUGUCUUACAACCUCUCCAUCUUCAGCACCAACCGCAAUCAAGUGCUUCAUUUUCCAGUGGAGAACAACCUGUUCAAAUAUCACAUGAUGGACUACAAUACAGAAUAUUGCUUCUCUGCCAAAUCAAGAUUCCUCUCCAUACCACUGCAAUCCAUGUCCUCAGUUUGGCACUGCAUAACCACACCUCAAGACCCUGUUAUUAUGCAGCUGCAGCAAGUGGUUGUGGGGAUUGUUGUCCCAUCGCUUUGCAUUUGUAUAAUUGUGUUGGUCAGUUACCUUCUCUACAACUACCUGAGUGGGAAGAAACAGACAAGCCCACAUAUAUUGAAUCAACUAUCCUUUCACCCAUGUCCCGUUGUGUUCCUUCCUGAUCAUGCCACCCUGCAGCUAACCAGUAUUAUUCCCAAUAAGCCACCUCCUGGGAUGCAACCCUUCAUUCCAUACCCUUCACUGCGUCCCCCGAAUCCAUAUGCACCUCAGAGGUCAGAAUUACAACAAGAACCCGAAGAACCCAUGAAUAAUUUAUCAGAUGACUAUGCCGCUGUCAUCACUAAAAAAGUUAGUGGAGAGAACACAAGACAGAGGGAGUCUGAGGAAGGAGUUGCUGUGAAUAACUUGAAGGAUGAGCACCAGAAAAAUGCAGAUUGUCACGAGAAGAAAGAUGUUAACAUUAAAGAUGAUAGUUCUUCUAGUGGGUACAAGCCUCAAGCUGAAACAUUCGGGCAAUCACCUACGCAGACAGAGGUUAGUGCUUUAUUGCAGAGUUUGCCAUGCUCCCUAGGGCCCCCUGUUUUACCAUCACAAACUCAGGCACCAACCCAAUCUAAUCAGAGAUCAUUUAGUGAUAAGCAAACUAUAGAUAACAAUACAGAGUCCUCAGCUUUGUGGUUUACCAAAAACCUACAAACUGGUACAUUUAAUGUCCAUCUAAACCUACCAUUGUUGAAGGAGGAAGGAAAGAGGGAAGAGGUAAAGGGAGGUGAGCAGAAACAAAAUCAGUGUGAGAAUGUUCCUCUUCUUUCUGAGUAUGCCUCUCAGGUCAUCCCAACCAUGCCCACUGUCCACUCACAACGGUCUGACUGCUUGUCCGAUGAGUACGGUGCUCUGAUUCAAGCUAAGGAAGCAGAGGCAGGUCAUUUUAAGAGGGUGAUGUGUAGUAACUGGAAUCCUGAGGACAUGCAAGAAAUGCUGCCCAUGCCAGGGAUGACCUUUAACGUCAGCGAAAGGUUGGGUGGCAUGCAGCCUUCAGACAGCGGCAAAGAGGACAAUAUAGGAGGAACAUUUGAGGGGAUGUAUAUGACAAGGAAUCACCUGAAGUUGGAAAAUGUGCUUCUCAGACAAAUAAGUGACGAAGAGGCUUGCUCACAGAUAGAGGAAGAAGAUAAUAUUCUAAGCAAAUGGAAUUUGGUCAUCUCAAAUGAUGACUAGAAGAAAUUAAUGACUGCCAGUUUUACUCUUAUCUACAAGCAUCAUGUCAUCAUAUUACAGUAAUGUACUGCAUUAGGUAUUGAGUCCAGUUAAUGUAAAUCUUUUUUUUAUAUAUAUAUAUAAAUAGCUCAAAUCACAGUGAGGUGUUUACAUUUAUUGGAUUUUUGUGUAGCUAAAAGGUGCUGGUGACGUCACUUCUUUGUCAUUUUGUACCUUUGCACUCUUGGUUCUUUCGUGUUCCACUUUUAUGGCUGUAUAAUGCCGCCAUAUACUUUGACAUGUUUCUUAUGAAAUACAUUUGUAGUAGCCAGGGGAAAUUUUGCACCUGCAACUACAACCAACAGUUAGAGUUGUUUUCUUUAUUUCUAUUCUACCAUAGUACACUGUAAGGAAAUAACUAUUUUUAAUUGAUUCCAACAAAUCAUAUCUGCCAGCUCAUGCACAAUACAUUUUGGUUUUAAUAGGUGUCAUCUUAGUAUUUCAUAAAAAUGAUUUAACCUAAAUUGGUUUUAGAACCAAAGCCCCCCAAAAAUAAUAGGAUAUAACACAAAAAAUUCAGAAAAUAAAGUGAGGUUUGAAUGUUUUGUCACCAUCUCCAUAAGUCUUGAAAACAACUGGCUACAAAGAAAAAUAAACUGAUCUAUAGGUUAAGUGACAAAUUGGUUUAUUUCUGGCUAUAAAAUGAAAGCAUUAAGGUACACAAUGGCAAAGAGGUGAAUUGACCUGAAGCUGCAGAUAGUCAACAAGCAAACAAUUUGAAAAUAAUGAGGACAGAGCUUCACCUCUACCCUAACCCUUGACCCUAGGUUCAUCAGAUGUAGCAACAGAAAGCUUUAGGUGUAUGAUUCAUGCCUUUUUCUUUUUGUGGUGUAUUUGAGUGACUCCGUUGCAACGUCACAUAAAGCCCAGGGAGUGCCACUUUUGAGUUUAGGAUCUUGUUUUUUAUUUCUUAAAUGAUGCCAUUUUUAUGAGAAACCCUUUUAGAAAGUGCAAAUGAUGAUUGGCUUAAACAUUUUCAGACGUAAAGCAAUAUAAGUUGUCAGUAGGAGACAACUUGACAAGUUGUCAGUAGGAGACAAGAAACAAAAGCAGGAGCAACUGCUUUUGUUUCUGUUAACAAUUAGAAAAAUAACAAGCAAUCUGAAACAAAUCAGAUCUCUCACAAGCUCUGUCAUUUUAUGGAAAGCUGACUUUACGUAGGAGUAGUGUCAAAUAUGUGGUACUUUAUUGUAUCAUUUUUGUGUACGGCAACAUCUUAAAGGAUUUUCCCGGAUAAUUCUGUGGUGUUUCACUAGCUAUACCAGCUCAUUUUAUAUAACUGUGCACAUCUUUAUGCCGUGUACAGGUUUCAGUAACAGAAAUACUUGGUUUAGUUGCAGAGUUUAAUCAUUUGAUUCCAGUUACAGCACUUGAAACUCCAUAUGUGAUUACUGAAUAUAUAUUUUUUUGUCUAUUGUUGGUAAAUUUAGUGGAAUAUCUAUGAAAUUCAUUCCUUAUGUAUUUAUACUGGUUUUAAAUCAUUUCUGAUGAUCAGAGGAAAACAUCAGAGGAAAAAUAAUUAUGCAUGUUAAUUAUUUCUAGAGGAAUAUAUAGCACUUUAUUACUAAAUACAUCUUAUGUUUACUCAUGAAGCAAUGUGUGGCACUAUGUGUCAACUUUUCUUUCCUCAUUAUAUAAUUUUUUACUUUCUUUUCUUACAAAGCCAACAGGUUCUUCUUAUCAGCAUUAAUUGUGCUGCUAUCUUGAUUUUCUGGUUUAGGCCAAAACUUGUUCGGUUUUUUUAGAAGUAAGAUAUGCCUGUGAAGGUUUGUUUUUUUUCUGUGUCACUGCAAGUUGCCAGACUUCUUUACUUGACACAGAUACUUCCUCAUUCCAUCACCAUAAGUAGGCCUAACUAAAGUGGUAUGAUUACAUACAACACUGUAAAUACUUUCAUCUGGUGCCUACCUCCAACUAAUGUUCCGGGUGAAAAUACUUUCAGUUUCCUUUUUUUUGAGCUGUAAUAGAGAAGAUAACUUAAAAGUAGUUGUUUUUUACUCAAAUAUAAAUGAAGGAAAUCUUUAUUUAAUUGUAUUAUUGUUUCUGAUUGUGUGCCUUUUUUAAUGAAGCUUUUAAAAUCUUUAUACAAAAAAUACAGCAUUUUUUUUCUUGGUCCUACUAUGAGAAUAGGAUAUCAGGGAGGUUCCAAGUGCUCUGCCAUCAUUUUUGAACUUUUAUGCCAAUUCUGAUUCCCAGUUGGUUCAUUUACUUUCUGUUUUCUGUAUUUACAGAGUUAAGGAUGAUAAAUUACAGACUUUGUAUGCAAACUCUGGGCAUUAAAUGAGGUCAUAGUUUUACAUUGAUAUGAAUUUUUACAUUGAUAUGUAUUUGUAUUGAGAGAAAUGACAGAAUUAAAAAAAAUAAACUGAAUGUAUUGCAUA